Messenger RNA from Castor canadensis (American beaver), 957 nucleotides. RefSeq names its product ring finger protein 148 (gene Rnf148). NCBI's taxonomy places the organism in Eukaryota, Metazoa, Chordata, Mammalia, Rodentia, Castoridae. The record is from RefSeq and is a predicted model, not a curated record.
AUGCUAUUUUGUUUUUCAUGUGUGUCAGUUAAUAGAAAUGGAGGAAUGAACCCACCUGGACUUACUCCUUCACCUCAUAGGUCUAUUCCAUCCCGACUGUUGAGGCUUACCAUCUUUCUACUACUUAGCCUUCCUGACUCAAAAGGAAAAGCAAUAUGGACGGCUCAUCUGAAUAUUACAUUUCAGGUGGGAAAUCGGAUUAUAUCAGAACUAGGAGAGAGCGGAGUGUUUGGGAAUCAUUCUCCUCUGGAGAGGGUGUCUGGUGCAGUGGUACUUCCUGAAGGAUGGAAUCAGAACGCUUGUAAUCCACUGACCAACUUCAGCAGGCCGGAACAUGUGGACUCUUGGCUGGCCCUCAUUGAACGGGGAGGCUGUACAUUUACUCAUAAAAUCAAUGUGGCAGCAGGAAAGGGAGCAAAUGGGGUGAUCGUCUAUAACUAUCCAGGUACAAGUAACAAAGUAUUUCCUAUGUCUCACCAGGGAACAGAGAAUAUAGUGGCAGUGAUGAUAGGCAACCUAAAAGGCAUGGAACUUUUGCACUUGAUCCAGAAAGGGGUCUAUGUGACUAUCAUCAUUGAAGUGGGGAGAAUGCACAUGCCAUGGUUGAGCCACUAUGUCAUGUCUCUCUUUACCUUCUUGGCAGCCACAGUUGCCUACCUUCUUUUGUAUUGUGCCUGGAGACCCAGAGUGUCCAAUUCUUCUACUCGAAGGCGACGACAGAUAAAGGCUGAUGUGAAGAAAGCGAUUGGUCAGCUUCAACUUCGAGAGCUAAAAGAAGGGGAUAAGGAGCUAGAUCCAAAUGAAAACAAUUGUGUUGUUUGUUUUGACAUAUACAAACCCCAAGAUGUAGUACGUAUUUUAUCUUGCAAACAUUUUUUCCAUAAGACAUGCAUUGACCCAUGGCUUUUAGCCCAUAGGACAUGUCCCAUGUGCAAGUGUGAUAUUCUGAAACAUUAA